AUGAAAGAUGGGCUGAGUGAGGCUGGCCUCCUGCUUCCCACCGGUGACAGGGCGUUUCUGUAUUUGAAGGGAUCCGUGGGAAGAAAUUCAGCCCCGGCAGCAGUCCCCAGCAAGGCUGUGGGUCUGUGUCCAGUCCCUGUAUCUGUCCCUGUGGGAGAGUGCCUUGCUGCGCUGUCCCCCGGCAUCAGGGAAGCUCUGCAGAGGAACUGGCCAGAAAGAGGCCCUGGAGCCGUGGGCGGCCACAGAGGACAGUGCUCCAGUGGAGAGCCCUGGGUGUCAGCGUGGCCAGGCCAAUGCCAACUGUGGGAAGUGGGAGUCUCCAAGGGUGAACCAGUGAGGGGUUUUCCCGAGUGGCCAGGCUCCCAGUUAGAACUGUCCUGCCUGAAUCCCUUGCUGCCUGAUUCGCUGCACGCCCUUCCUCAAAACCUCCUGAAGGAUGAGACAAGAUGUGACCGCCGCAACCAGCUAAAGCCUGUGCUUUCAGAGCAGACGACAAAAUACAGGGACAUGCUCUCAAGAAUAAAUUGUACAUCAGAUGGUCUGCAGAUAACUCUGGGGUUGUUGGCUCUAUGA
Molecule: messenger RNA, 573 nt
Organism: Chinchilla lanigera (long-tailed chinchilla)
Lineage: Eukaryota; Metazoa; Chordata; Mammalia; Rodentia; Chinchillidae
Product: protein FAM220A-like
Exons: 1
Coding region: 1-573 (190 amino acids)
Biological process (GO): protein dephosphorylation; negative regulation of transcription by RNA polymerase II
Cellular component (GO): nucleus
Molecular function (GO): STAT family protein binding
Source: RefSeq, a predicted model, not a curated record